Aspergillus aculeatus ATCC 16872 is the source of this 1650-nucleotide messenger RNA. RefSeq lists its product as uncharacterized. The coding region runs from base 1 to 1650 and encodes 549 amino acids. The transcript is spliced from 6 exons. The record is from RefSeq and is a predicted model, not a curated record. Lineage: Eukaryota; Fungi; Ascomycota; Eurotiomycetes; Eurotiales; Aspergillaceae.
AUGGAACCCGCAACAACAACCGUCACGCCCUGGAUUCAGCACAAUGCGCCCAAGAUCGACCCAGCUUGGGCGUUUGCUGAAGCACAACGUCUGAGAAAGCAGAAGAUCCCGGAGCCCCCGGCUCGUGUCGCAAAUCGAAAGGAGCGAUUCAAGACCACCAUGCGGGCAUUUUUCAAGACGACGGGUGACAAUCAGGCCCAAUAUAUCUUCGAACACACCCAUACAUGGGAAGAGGUCCGGAGCGAGGCACAGAAAGCGCUGGACCUACGCUACCGGCAGAACGGGAAAAGAAAUUUCUUCCGCAAGUCGAUUCGACUCGUGGGGGACGUGGCUUCCCGGCUAGAGUUCCUGACGCAGCUAAUCCCCAGCGGUGAUUAUAUGGGAGUUCUCUGCGGAGGGCUCAAACUCGUCUACAAUGCAGCGAAGCGCAUGAGUGCCGUACGCGAACUCAUUCUCGGGUCGUUGGAUAGUCUAUCGCAGCCGAUUGAGGAUGCCUCGCCCUACCUCUAUACCUACGCUUGGAGCGAGAUGCUUCUGGAAAAGGCGCAGGACCUCUAUAUGAGCGUCCUAGACGCGGUCGAGGAUCUCACGCAAUGGAUGGCCAAGACUAGAGGAGUGGUGCGAGGUACCUGGGAGAGAUCCAAGGCGCUCGUCCAGCAGGACGACUACGGGCGAGAUCUCGAACAUCAGAUCAUCACUCGUGUGGGGGAAGCAGCGAAUGCAUUUGAGAAAGCUGUCAAAAUCUGCUUGAACACCGAGGUACAUGAUUUGGGACAGAACGUGGUGCGUUUGGGGAAAGGACAGGACGAAAUGAGAGACGAGAUGAGAGACGCUGCUAGGGCCGCGCGGGUGUCCAUCACCAUCGAGCAGCUCCUCACUGCGCUGCACUUCGCGAAUCCAUUUUCCGAGGACGAUAUCGUGGAUCACACGGUCAACAUUAUAGCCACUGAGCGAACCACAUUACUUCUUUCCGGUAGACUCUUAGACGACGAGGCCCAAGACCAGGUGGCGGGUGUGCUGCAGGAUUCCCGGUUCCGCAGCUGGCUUCAGGACAUGCGCUCCGAGGUCCUGGUUGUGUCACGCAUGGAGGAGGAUAUCUUGGAAGAGGGACCCGUCUCGCCAUUGACCUAUCUCUGCUCCGUGAUGAUCAAAACUCUUGCCCCAGCCGAGCGCGUGAUGCCAAUGGUAUUUUUCUGCCGCCAGCACUGCGAUUCUCAAGAUAGCUUCACCGGUGCUGCAGGGAUGCUACGGUCGCUCAUCUCCCAGGUGACCCUCAACCUCUACGAGACUCACAGACUCGAUCUCACGUUCCUGGUUGAGGAGCACCUCCAUACAAUCGCGACGCAGGAUGUGUCCACCCUGUGCCAUCUUUUCGCCGAGGUAGUCAAGCGGGCCCCCGAAGGGAUCGUUGUAUGCAUAAUCGACGGGGUGGACUUUCUGAGCAAUCAGCUUAAUUUGUACUGGGUGGGUGGGGUGAUGCGGUUUCUGAAUAGCCUUCUGGGGGCCGUGGCGGGCAGCCGGUCGGAUCUUGUAUUCAAGAUCCUGGUGACCAGCCAUCGAGGAGCCAGUCUAGCGUCGCAAUGGUUCCCUUAUCGAGUGGAGCUGCCCAUGUUUAGUAGCGAGACAAUACCCAUUCCUACGAGUCUCUGA